Molecule: messenger RNA, 1643 nt
Organism: Vigna umbellata (rice bean)
Lineage: Eukaryota; Viridiplantae; Streptophyta; Magnoliopsida; Fabales; Fabaceae
Product: 3-ketoacyl-CoA thiolase 2, peroxisomal
Biological process (GO): phenylacetate catabolic process; fatty acid beta-oxidation
Cellular component (GO): peroxisome
Molecular function (GO): acetyl-CoA C-acyltransferase activity
Source: RefSeq, a predicted model, not a curated record
GUACGAAGUGAUCAAAUCAAAUCUGUUCUCUGAAUCUCACCAUCUAUUCUUCCUUUCUCUGCGAAUUCGCUUCAAUUUCCAAAUCACGAACUAAAAAGAUGGAGAAAGCGAUCAACAGACAGAAGAUUUUGCUUCAUCAUCUCAACCCUUCAUCAUCUACCCACGCAAUCGAAUCAUCCUCUCUCUCUGCUUCAGCAUGUGCGGCGGGGGAUAGUGCUGCUUAUCAUAGGACAUCUACAUUUGGGGACGAUGUUGUAAUCGUGGCUGCUUAUCGGACUGCUCUUUGCAAAGCUAAGCGUGGUGGUUUCAAAGAUACUCAUACUGAUGAUCUACUGGCUCCUGUUUUAAAGGCUGUAAUUGAGAGAACCAAUGUCAACCCAAGUGAAGUUGGGGAUAUUGUUGUGGGUACUGUAUUGGGUCCUGGAUCUCAAAGAGCUAGUGAAUGCCGAAUGGCUGCAUUUUAUGCUGGUUUUCCUGAAACUGUACCUGUUAGGACUGUUAAUAGGCAAUGUUCGUCUGGGCUCCAGGCCGUUGCUGAUGUAGCUGCUGCUAUAAGGGCUGGAUUCUAUGAUAUUGGUAUUGGUGCUGGUUUGGAAUCUAUGACAGCGAAUCCAAUGGCAUGGGAAGGAUCAGUUAAUCCUAAAGUAAAAAUAUUUGAACAAGCACAAAACUGCCUUCUUCCAAUGGGUAUUACCUCUGAAAAUGUUGCACAUCGCUUUGGUGUUUCAAGGAAGGAACAAGAUCUGGCUGCAGUUGAGUCUCAUAGACGAGCUGCUGCAGCUACUGCUUCUGGUAGAUUUAAAGAUGAAAUUAUCCCAGUUUCCACCAAGAUUGUGGACCCAAAAUCUGGUGAUGAAAAACCUGUCACCAUUUCUGUUGAUGAUGGAAUUCGACCUGGGACAACAGUGUCUGAUCUAGGGAGGCUCAAACCUGUCUUCAAGAAAGAUGGAACCACUACUGCUGGUAAUUCUAGCCAGGUGAGUGAUGGUGCUGCAGCUGUUCUGCUUAUGAAAAGAAGUGUUGCACUGCAAAAGGGCCUACCCAUCCUUGGUGUAUUCAGGACUUUCACAGCAGUUGGUGUUGAUCCUGCCAUCAUGGGUGUGGGCCCUGCUGCUGCAAUUCCUGUUGCUGUUAAGGCUGCAGGUCUAGAGCUUGAUGAUAUUGAUCUUUUUGAAAUAAAUGAGGCAUUUGCUUCCCAGUUCGUGUAUUGCCGAAACAAGCUAGGGCUUGAUCCAGAAAAGAUCAAUGUUAAUGGAGGUGCAAUGGCAAUUGGGCAUCCUCUAGGUGCAACAGGUGCUCGAUGUGUUGCUACACUGUUGCAUGAAAUGAAGAAACGUGGCAGGGACUGUAGAUUUGGAGUUAUAUCUAUGUGCAUAGGUACUGGAAUGGGAGCAGCUGCUGUUUUUGAGAGUGGUGAUUGUGCUGAUCAGCUAUGCAAUGCCCGAAAAGUGGAUGACCUUCUCCUAUCCAAGGAUGCUCGCUAGAAAUUACAAUCAAGAGGUCAACCACUGCUCAACAAUUUGAACCUUUCUAUUCAUAAGACCAGAAUUAUUUUGUGAUGUAUUUUCUUUAAUUAUCAACACUUACCUUUUUUUUUUCUCUCCUCACACAAGUUAUUACAUCUUUUCACUCUCUCUUUUCUA